Messenger RNA from Chenopodium quinoa (quinoa), 1421 nucleotides. RefSeq lists its product as uncharacterized. Lineage: Eukaryota; Viridiplantae; Streptophyta; Magnoliopsida; Caryophyllales; Amaranthaceae. The record is from RefSeq and is a predicted model, not a curated record. Bases 395 to 1285 code for a protein of 296 amino acids. The transcript has 5 exons.
GGAAAUGGAGGGGGAGGGGUGGCUGACGGAUGGGGUGGCAGUGGGGUGGCUGGACGGUGGUGGGCCCCACUAACGAAAAUCGUAGCAGUUAACGGAAGCAACUAACGGCAGUUUAACGGCGAGGUCACAGUGUAGUGACUUUUCGUACUUUAGGGUUACAGCGUAGAAAAGUGAAAAAAAACGAGGUUACUUUCCCAAAACUAUUUUUAAACUUUAUACUUUGUAUAUUUAAUUUCUUUCUUUUCUCCCAAAUUCCUCCAAUUUUAAAAGGGGGAGAUUUUGCAAAGGAAGCUUUUCUUUCAUUUCCUUUUAUUUCCAUUUAAUUUUUAAAAUCAAACAAAAGAAUCCCUAUUUUUCCUUUUUUUUCUUUUCUUUUCCUCCCAGCCAUAAAGUGAUGGCAGGGAAGGCGGCUGUGGAGAACGCUGCUAGUCACCCACAAGAGAACGAAGCACCACAUCAUCCUCUGCAGAACAACUCGAAACCAGGGCCGAAGGGAGCUUAUGAAGUAAAGCGAUUGAACAAUGGUUUGUACAUUAGGGUGGAUAUGCCUGGAGUACCAUCAGCAGAUGAUGUGAAAGUGAACAACAAGUCUGAAAAAUGUUGUAUUACUUUCUAUGGCAAAGCCCCAAAGCAUGAGGGUUGGCCCCUUGAUGACUCUCAGAGAGUGUAUGCAGGGUCGAUCUCUCUGGAUCGUGACACUGACUCGAUUCCUCUUGAAAAGACAUUCAAGAAUGGCUGUUUACGACUCUUUUUACCCGGUGCAGAUGGACACCUUAGCUUCCUUACUAAUCAAGAAGAAUCUGUGCUUUGUCAAAAUCCUGUUGAUGAGCAAGUCCAUCAACCUGAUGUCAUUAUAGGUACAUGCACCAGAGAAAUGUCUUUCAUAAACCCAGCAACACUGCUAGGGGUUAGAGGUGUAUUUGAAACAAAAUUCCUCCAGGAAAAGGAUGGUGAUGGGUGGGGGAUGUACUUUAGGUUUGACAUGCCGGAUUUCAGUGCUGGAAGGAUGUGCGAAGUGAAGGUGGAGAAGAAAUGUUGUAUAAUUUUUGGACCGAUGGGCUCAAAAGAGUAUCCUCUUGAUGAAAGAGGGCGGUCUUAUUAUUGUAAACUGUCCUUGCGCUGUGAUUGCUGCUGCUUCGUCUCAGAGACUGUCGCACGUGAACUAAGAGAUGGUGUUAUGAGGAUGUGGUUCAGAAUUUUACCGAAAUACAAAAAGAAUUCUUCAACAAAGCUCAGCACUUCUUCCUCAUCACGGCAUGUGAGAAGGAACUCUAGUCUGGCCUAGUCUGGGACCUUGAUGCAGCUAGCUUUGAACUGUUGGGCAUUGAUCAGAAUAGUAAACACAACAAUCUUCUGUUUCUAGGUUAAUUUCAUUUUUUUAACAUUUAUUAGAGGAAUGCAAGUGCAAGGUCUAUUAUACA